AUGUUGAACAAAACGGAAAGUUCCAGUGACCCUGUUGAACUGUUCAGAGUUUCUUCUAUCAGGAAAUCAUCCCCCGCUCUGUCUCCUGCAGGUGAUUAUUUGCAUGUGGUGCUAUCGCCUGCCCGUGUGCGUUUGGGGAGAGAUAUAGAAUCUGUGGAACUACCUCCCACUGUUUCGAUGCACGUUAUCUCCCACCCUUCGGACAUCACGAAACAACCCGAGCUUCUGCUGAUCCUCUCGAUAGACGAGGGUUUCUACAACCUCGGCCACUUCCGUUUUCAGUUCACCAUCAACGAGAACUAUCCGAUAGAACCUCCUAAAGUGGUAUGUCUCACUAAAAUUUACCAUCCAAAUAUCAACCGGACAGGUGAAAUAUGCCUAAAUAUCUUGCGAGAGGAUUGGUCACCCGCUCUGGACCUGCAAAGUGUAAUUAUUGGCCUCCUAUUCCUGUUCAUAGAACCGAACCCAAAAGAUCCUUUGAAUAAGCAGGCUGCAGAUACGUUGCUACACGAUCCUGCCGUUUUUAAACACAUUGUCCAAAAAUCCAUGGCCGGAGAAUCAAUCAACAUGAUCGCCUACGAUAAUGUCUUAUAG
Huiozyma naganishii CBS 8797 is the source of this 594-nucleotide messenger RNA. It is a transcript of the gene UBC12, whose product is annotated as NEDD8-conjugating protein UBC12. Gene Ontology annotation, biological process: protein neddylation. NCBI's taxonomy places the organism in Eukaryota, Fungi, Ascomycota, Saccharomycetes, Saccharomycetales, Saccharomycetaceae. The record is from RefSeq and is a predicted model, not a curated record. Gene Ontology annotation, molecular function: NEDD8 transferase activity. The coding region runs from base 1 to 594 and encodes 197 amino acids. The transcript has 2 exons. Gene Ontology annotation, cellular component: nucleus.